AUGGACGAGUAUAUCGUACUCACAAUUCACCAUAGUGGUGACUUUGUUGAUGAUGAUCUUAUGAUGUAUGAUGGAGGGGAAGUUACUGAGAUGAAAAUAGAUGUUGACACAUGGAGUUACUUUGAGCUGACAGGUUCACUCAAGUGUUUAUGGAGCAUUAAAAUAGUUGAUCUUUAUAAGGUUCACUUAGGUGUAAACAUUUAUAUUAAACACACAAUUGGGCAGCCUGAGUUUGUAGAUGGAGAUUUAGAAAAUGUUGACAAUGUCAAUGAUGAGCAUGUAAGAAAUGAGGAGGAUGAUGUAGUUUCAGAAAUGCUUUCUAAGUUGCAUGAAGAAGAAGUCAAUGAAAAUGGUAAGUCUAAUGAAGCUGAGUUAGAGGCUGAGAAGGUUGUGUUGGAGGCUGAGAAACUAGGUCUGGAGGCUGAACAUGCUGAACAUGUUGUGGUGGAAGCUGAGAGGGUUAUGGUUGAGGCUGAGAAAGAUGUUAUGGAUUCUGAGAAUGAUGGUAUUGAUGCUGAGAAAGAUUGUAUGGAUAAUGAGAAAGAUGGUAUGGAAAGUGGUGAGGUGGAUGAUGGCAUAAGUAGUGAUGAUAGUGAGUACAAAUAUGACAGUGCUCUUGAUGCUGAUUUUAAUGAUUCUUCUGAUGGAUAUGAAGAUAUAGAUGAAGGUGAAUUGGAUAAUCUAGUUGAACAACAUGAGAAAAGAGAUAAGGGUGAAAAAAUUGGGAGUGAUAAUGAAAGUGAAUGUCUGUUGAUUGGGUGUGAUAAUGAUGAUAGUUUUGGUGUCAAAAAAAAGCAUAUCCCUAUGUUUAAGAUGCAAAAGAACAUGGCUGAUUUCAAAUGGGGGUGGGGAUUCCUACCAGCCAUGGAUGAAUUAUUGCCCAAUGUUGAGCAAAGGUUCCGUGUCAGGCACUUGUACAACAAUUUCAGGAAAAGAUAUCCUGGGAAGAUGCUGAAGGAAAUAAUUUGGAGUGUUAUUCUUGAUUCAAGGUCCAAACCCUUAGUGACCAUGGUGGAUGAGAUCAGGACAUAUUGUAUGGAAAAAUGGGCAAUAAAUAGAAUGAGAUUUCAGAAAUUGGAUGAUGUUGUCUUGCCUAACAUCGAAAAGAAGGUUGAUAAACCAAGUACAAACACAAAUUCAUGGAUUGUGAGGAUGUCUGCUGAGCACAUAUUUGAGGUUCAUCAUGUAGAAAAUCCUGCAGAUAAAUUUGUUGUGAAUUUAAAGGAAUGUGUGUGCUCUUGUAGAAGGUGUGAAUUAACUAGACUGCCAUGUGUUCAUCCAUUAGCAAGAAUUAAAAGUAGGAACUUCAAGGUUGAGUAUUACAUCCCUGUCAAUUAUAGGAAGUCAAUGUAUAUGAAAGUCUACUCAUCUAUAAUAUAUCUUGUGAAUGGUUCCAAUCUCUGGAUCAGAACUGAAUAUCCAGAUGUCCAGCCUCCUAAGUAUAUGAGGAUGCCUGGAAGACCAAAGAAAAAAGAAAUCUGGAGCAAGGAGAGAUAG
Molecule: messenger RNA, 1497 nt
Organism: Vicia villosa (hairy vetch)
Lineage: Eukaryota; Viridiplantae; Streptophyta; Magnoliopsida; Fabales; Fabaceae
Exons: 5
Coding region: 1-1497 (498 amino acids)
Molecular function (GO): zinc ion binding
Source: RefSeq, a predicted model, not a curated record